CAACGACAUCAGAAGCCAGCGCUGGGUACCAGGAAGGCGAAUCACUGACUUCACCCAUGGAUUGCUCCUUUGCCGCGCUGCGGCCGCGGGAGUACGUCGCGCACAAAUUUGCCGCACCGCCACAUCUCGACGGCAACCUGCGCGAGGCGGCCUGGGAGCACGUGCCGUGGACAAGCGAUUUUGUUGACAUCUCGACGCCGACUCUGCCGUGGCUUCACACCCGCGCCAAACUUGCGUGGGACGACCGCUUCCUGUACGUCGGCGCCGAGCUGGAGGAUCCGCUCUGGGCGACGCUCCGGCGCCACGACGAGGUGAUCUUCCACGACAACGAUUUUGAGAUUUUUGUGGACGCGAACGCCACAACGCACGGCUACAAGGAGUUCGAGAUGAAUGCCUACAACGCCACGUGGGACCUCAUGCUCUCUCGCCCGUACGGCGACGGUGGCGGCGAGAUCUCCUGCCGGGUCUCGCCCGCGCCCUGCUUCGACAUGCAGCCUCCGCUCGCCUCUGCGGUCCAGCUGAACGGCUCCCUCAACCAGCCGGCCGGCCCUCCGGACGGCGGCUGGUCGGUCGAAGUGGCUCUUCCCCUCGACGGCCUGAUGGCGCACAACGCAGGCGCCGACCAGCGGCCGCGCGACGGGGUCUUCUGGCGCAUCAACUUCUCGCGCGUGCAGUGGGCCCUCAAGGUGGACCAGGCGACCGGGAGGUACGUCAAGGCGCCGGCGUGCCAGUCGUGCG
Messenger RNA from Emiliania huxleyi CCMP1516, 738 nucleotides. RefSeq lists its product as hypothetical. Gene Ontology annotation, biological process: carbohydrate catabolic process. NCBI's taxonomy places the organism in Eukaryota, Haptophyta, Isochrysidales, Noelaerhabdaceae. The transcript has 4 exons. Gene Ontology annotation, molecular function: carbohydrate binding; hydrolase activity, hydrolyzing O-glycosyl compounds. The annotation marks the transcript as partial. The record is from RefSeq and is a predicted model, not a curated record.